This is a messenger RNA of Cydia splendana, 3034 nucleotides long. RefSeq names its product serine/threonine-protein kinase 10. The record is from RefSeq and is a predicted model, not a curated record. Lineage: Eukaryota; Metazoa; Arthropoda; Insecta; Lepidoptera; Tortricidae. Gene Ontology annotation, biological process: protein phosphorylation. The transcript is spliced from 19 exons. Gene Ontology annotation, molecular function: ATP binding; protein serine/threonine kinase activity. The coding region runs from base 44 to 3034 and encodes 996 amino acids.
GCUGUAGGGCCUCAGAGAGCAGAUAGCCUACGUGUGUCGCGAGAUGACGCGCGGCCUCGAGUUCCUACACUCGCGGCGCGUCAUCCACCGCGACCUGAAGGCCGGCAACGUGCUCGCCACCAUGCAGGGCGGCGUCAAGCUGGCGGAUUUCGGCGUCUCGGCGAAGAAUAAGUCCACACUGCAAAAGCACGACACCUUUAUCGGUACGCCGUACUGGAUGGCGCCCGAAGUGGUGCUCUGUGAGACGUUCCGGGACAACCCUUACGAUUUCAAGGUGGACAUAUGGUCGCUAGGCAUCACCCUGAUCGAGUUCGCGCAGAUGGAGCCACCAAACCACGAGAUGACGCCGAUGCGCGUCCUGCUCAAAAUACAGAAAAGCGAGCCCCCCACGCUGGAGCAGCCCAGCAAGUGGAGCCACGCCUUCAACGAUUUCAUCGCUAAAGCACUAGUCAAGGACCCUGAAAAGAGGCCAACCUCCAGCGAGCUGCUCAAGCAUGAGUUUGUCUCCGGCAACCUGGACUCUAAGCCUCUCCGGGACCUGCUACUCGAGUACCGGGCUGAGGUGGUCGAGGAGGAGCUGCUGGAUGACGAUUCUGAGGAACAUCGCAGCUCUCAGAUGCAUAUGGAGAUGGAAGAUGACUCGACCUCGGUGCGGUCGGCGGAAACGCCGGACGUCAAAAUGUCCGAGCAAGAGCCGACGGCCGGCGCGACGCCCGUCCCCGCCGCCGCGCCCGCGCCGCCCUCCCCCCGCGCCGCCGCGCCCGCUCCCCCCGCGCCCGCGCCGCCCGCCGCCGCCGCCAAGCGGCCCCACACCGACGACCACGUGCCCGCUGACAGGAAACCUGCCCCAAAGAAGGAAAAAGGCCCCGCGCCUUUACCGCCGGGCGCGUCCCCGCCCGCCUCCCCCGCGCCCGCCGCUACCACCCCCGCUACCACCGCCCCCGCCGCGCCCCGCAAGCCCCCCGCGCCGCCGCCGCCGCAGCGCGCCGCCGGCGAGCUGCUAGUCGAUCAGGUGUGUCGAGAAGCGGAGAAAGUGGUAGAAGAAAAACACAAAACACCAGAGAAAAAAGACACAAAAGACAAACCGAAGCCCGAGCCGAGCCCAGAGAAAGAACCACCCAGAACAGAACAGCAGAAUUCCAUAGAAAAAGACGUUAGAGUUAAGAGCAGACCCAGUUCCAUAGUCAGCAAUUCCAGCACAGAAGGAAAGAAGUACAUCAGGACAGAUUCCAGCGAAGGGAAGAAGUAUUCUAGAACGAAUUCAGUAGAGAAGGCGGUUGUAGAGAUUGAGAAUAGAACUAGGGAAGAGAGAGGAGAGAAGAGCAGAGAACGGCAGAGGGAAGAGAGUAAGAGUAUAGAGACGAAUGCUGUUGAAAUUAGGCCCGUUACGCCACCACAACCCAAAGAGCCGGUCCACAAGCCUGUGGCGCCGCCGGUCCCCGCCGUCGCCCAGCAGGUGGUGACGGUGGCCACGCCGGUGCUGGUGGCCGUGAGCGAGCGCGUGUCGCUGGUGGUGGAGCCGGUGGAGCCCAACUCGCUGGCCGCCACGCCCGCCGGCCUCGUCACCGUCACCACCACGCACCCGCCCGUGCUGGCCGCCAACGCUCCCCUCCCGCCCAACGCGGUAACGAUCUCGACGACGCCGCCCAUCGCCGACGAGGUCGUAAUCGUGGGCGCCGGCUCGUCGUCCGACGACGACUGCUUCGCUCCCUCGUCGCUCGACUCGCUCGACUGCACCAACUCUUAUACAGAGAAAACUCGAGGCCGCCGGUUGGACAGCAGCGAGGUGCUGAUACUGAGCCCCGGCGCCGCCGGCGACUCGGGCGUCUUCGACGACAGCGUCAACAAUGUCAAUAUCAACGAUACAUCGCAUGUGUCGGUGGUGACGGUGGGCAGCGAGGAGCCGCGCGUGCGCGACUCGGCCGCGCCCGUGUCGCGCGUGGCGCGCCUCAGCCCCGACAGUUUCGAGAGCAGGAGAUCGCAGUCGGACAGCGGGUCGGUGGCGUCAGAAGGGUCCCGACGAGGCGCCGACGCGGACUCGCUCGCCACCUCGCACUCGCACGACUCGCGCCGAUACUCCAACCCCAACAACGGCAUCAUAGUGAACCAAGACAGCCAAGUCCUAGAGAAUGGCAACCAAGAAGAACAUGUGGUGCUCCGGAGAAAGAACCAGGAUGGACAGCCCAACAACAGGAUACAAAGGUCGAAAGAAGACAUCCACAUGGCUAACCUCAAGAAGAAGACGAGGAAACGCACGAGAAAGUUCGAGAUAGAUGGCGUGAUGGUCACCACCACCACUUCCAAAGUCAUAUGGGGCGACGAGGAAAGCGGGCGCACCUGGGACGACCACGCGCUUCGCAAGCAGGAGCUGCGCGAGAUCAAGAUGCUGCAGAAGCAGGAGCAGAAACAGUUCCAGGACCUCAGCGCCAAGGAGCAGCAGCUGCGCGAGCAGCAGGACAAGCGAUUCGAAGCGGAGCUGGCGUCACUAGCUCGAGCGCACGAGACAGACCUCGAGACGCUCGCGCGAGCGCAGCGCGCCGCCGCCGAGCGCGCCGAGCAGCAGCUCGAGGCCGAGCUCCGCCAGGCCGCCAAGAGGCUGCGGGCCGAGCACGAGCGGGACCUCCGCCACUUCCGGGACCAGCUCAAACAGGAGCUGCGGCUGCUCAAACAGGAAGUGGAGCUAGUAUCAAAGGACCGUCGUAAAGACGCGUACAGACAGCGGCGCGCGCGGCUCGACGCCGAGCACGCGGAGCGCGAGCGCUCGUUCGUGGCUUCGCUCGCGGAGGCCGGCGACGCGCUGCUGCGGCGCAUGCACGAGCACCACCGCGAGCGGCAGGCGCUCACAGACACGCAGUACCUGCAGCAGCGGCAACAGAUAAUGCGAACCCGCGAAGCCGCCCUGUGGGAGUUGGAGGAGAAACAGAUCCACGAGCGACACCAGCUGGCCAAGCGACAGCUCAAGGAGGAGUUCCUGCUGCGGCGACACCAGAUGCUAGUCCGACACGACAAGGAACUCGAACAGAUCAAGAGGUAG